CGAUAGCAACUUUUCUGUGUGUGGACUUUAUAUGACAACCUAUUUUGAAGCAGUGCAAUUACCACUAAGUACCACAUUGUCAGGGAGGAGUGGUACACCAUCUAAAAGUAAAAUGCCAGACAAGACAAAAGACGGGUGAUAUGCAUAAGAUGUCAGCGGGCUUUCCAAAUCCUCGGGACAAUGUGGAUGGCAUUGUUAUGUCGAAGUCUACGCAGGCGACGGCUAUUACUCAAUUUCAGAGUAUGAUCUUGCCAAACGUACCUGUCAGAAUGACCACUGGUUCUCAGGACUUCUCCGUUACUAGCGGCAGUUCUUUGACAUAUCCUCAAACAACUGGUCACUAUUCAAAUCACCAGAGUAUUUUCAACUUCAGUGAAGGAGCUUUCAGGAAGGAAGAAAAGGAUGCCCAUUUGGGAUCGAAGGUGGUAGAGGCAACUCAGUCACCCCCUGUCAAUAUGAACCAUUUUCAGAAGUCUUUUACCUUCCCUACUCAGGCUGUGGACUCGAAAUCAGGGAUUGUGGCGAACGUGAGUGUUGCCGAUGAAAAGGGCAUGUCCCCGUUGUCCAUCGUGCCUAUGUCAUAUCAAGACGGUGGUCAACCAAGCCCUGCUUCGUCGACGCAGAGUUUACCAAACAACCAGGCCUUGCGCUACCAGGCUUCGGGACGUGAUGCCAUGCUCAGUGCCAUUAACUAUAAUGAGGCUGAAAUGUUACAUGAAGGGGGGUUCGAUGUCACAGGCAACUUAGGCAAUCUUGACGACGGCUUGCUGAGUGGGAUGACGAGUACCCAAAAUCCUCCAAAUUCAAAUCCGUUUGAUUUAUUCGACGGUGACGGGAACGUGAAUGAUGCUUACAACAUGGAAGCAACCCAAGAUCUCCAGUUGCCGUCAGAUUCAUUUCCGGAGCACUCGUCUGGUUUUAACAUGAGUGACAACAGCAAUCUUAGUGCUGCAGGGGAGCAGGAGAGGCAAGGCGCAAGUGAUGAUGGCUGCAACAAUGCAAGCACAGAAUCUCAAGCCGGGCCUGUACCUCAACCGAUUGGAAUUGACAAGCGGCCAAAGUCCAAGAGUGGACGACCUGGGCGGGGCGGCCGAUCGCCGGGGAGUCGGCCAAACUUGCAAUGCCCAACGUGUGGGAAAACGUUCAAUAAUUCAAGUGCAAUAGCCAAACACAAGUUGACUCAUAGUGAUGAGAGGAAGUAUGUGUGUCACCUUUGCUCAAAAGCUUUCAAGCGUCAGGAUCACUUAAAUGGCCAUAUGCUUACUCAUCGAGACAAGAAACCCUAUGAGUGUAAAUUUGAAGGCUGUGAUAAGAGUUACUCCGAUGCAAGGUCACUGCGGCGCCACCUUGAGAACCACCAUCAAAACAUGGACCCAAACAUGCAAUACAGCAAUGGCAGCCGUUACGGGCCACCGCCAUUCCUGGCUAGUGCUUCCAAUACUAGUAGCUCAGAUUUCAACAGUAGUGCCAAUACAAGUUCAACUUCGAAUCAGGGCCAGUAUUUCCAGUUUGAAAAACCUCAUUACCAAGGUGCUAGUCAGAAUCAGCUUGACGGGCAGUCGACGUGGCAGGGACAAGGUCAGGGUCAUGGUCCUGUGGCGUAUCGGAGCGGCGAUCGGUCACCGGGCUACUUGCAGCAGAUCAGCCCAAUCAGCCCCGCUCCUGGACAGCCGCAGUCUCAUCCUACUAGCCCGAUGCAUGGUGCGCCGCCAGUGAGACCUCCUUGGAGUAUCAACCCUUAUGAGUCAAAACCUGGUGAAAGAAAAAUGAUGGGUGAAGGACCAAAGCCAGUAGAGUGUAGUUUGUGUCACAGACGGUUUAAAAAUAUUCCCGCCCUGAAUGGUCAUAUGCGGCUCCAUGGAGGAUAUUUCAAGAAGCAGGAUCCUACUCCACCUACCAUAAGUGUCAAGAAAGAGAAUUCAUCUGAGACGACAGAAAAGCAGAACGGCAUCACCACAGCUAGAACUACCGUGACAGGCACACCAGUAGCGAGUUCGUAUCCACACUACAAACAGUCGUUCCAAGGUGCUCAGCAGCAGCAACAACUGCCCGCACAGCAGCAACAACUGCCAGCACAGCAGCAACAGAUACCAAGCCGCUCUGGUCAGAUGUUGCCACCACCACAGCCUACGCAUGGUUACCUAUCCCAGAGACAAAGUGCAGCUGUCCAACAGCACCAGACGGCUAUUCAACAACAACAGAGCAAUUCUCAGCAAGUUGGAAUGCAGCAGCAGGUGAAUGCGUCACCUCAAGUGUCGGUGUCUCAGCAGCCCAACCUACAGCAGUCAAACAUUCAGCGGCACCAGGCAAUCCAACAUGCCUUGCAGCAGCAUACCCUUCAACAGCAGACGCAGGCUCUGCAUCAACAACAACAGCAGACGUCGCUGUAUCAGUCACCGUUUGUUUCGACAUCUGAUCAACUGUCUCGACCAAACCUAUCAGCUAUCCAGGCCCAUUUGAAUAAUCCAUCCAAUAAUAUCUCAUCAGCUGCGGUCACCCAGGACCAGCUUCUCUCACAGUCGUCACAGCUUGGCGUCACAUCGUCAUCAGGGAGAGAGUUGUCGCAAUCGAACCAGAUGAAUAUCAACUCCGGUGCCGAUCUCAGUGAUCUGAAACUUAUUUCGUCUGUUGCGGCAGGGGUAUACCCAUCUGCUCCUGUCAAUUCGAUUGCACCGUCGUUACAGACGCUACUCCAGAGUAACGCUCUGCCGCCAGCUGCUUCUCUUGCUACAGGGUCCAAUGAUUUAGUCUCACAGCAGUUGGCAAUGGCGGUCAUUUCAGAGACACAGAACUCAUUGUCACAGAGUAUCUUGCCAACAACGGCUAGUGGGACGAUUACCGAUUCAAUGCUAGAGGACAGUGCUAGUCAGUUACGGAACAGGUUAGAUGCCAAUACCAUCACUAGCAUCAUGGAAGACAAUGUGUUGCGUCAGAAGUUCUUGGAGGGUUUUGGGAACAUUUAUUUAGCUAAUGACAAACUUCAGAAUAUUCCAGAAUUUGCCGUGCCAGAUCCUAUGGAGCCUCACCAGCAUCACAAUGAUACUGGUGGUAUGUUUCCACCCAUUAGUGACUUCAUGUCUGAUAGAAAGCCGCAGCUUACCGAGAGUGAAAUCGGGAAACAGUUGUCCAUAAAGUCGCCAACUUCAGGGCAUACUUUUUCUUUCCCUGACCGUGCUCCGUCACAACUCUUUAACAUGCCUCAAGACAUGGAUGUUCUUUAUGUAAACAACAUGAAGCCUAAAACUGAUCUGAAUGAACGCAAGCGGCAUAUGAGCGCUGAUCCAGAUAAAUUUACAGCUCCAAAACGGGCACGGAACGUCCAAAAUAGCCUUACAACAUUGUUGCAGAAUCGUUUGUACAAGCGUCAAGAGGAACGUGCCUUACAGGCUCACAAUACUAGAAACGACAAUGAAGUCGCUCGGACAUUUAAAAUAAAGGAGGAAAUUCAGGGUGUUCAAAAGCCUAAAUUUGAUGACGAGGUAUUUCAGCGGCCAAGGAGUAAAGCCGAGGAACCUAUGAAACGACCAAAUAGUAGACCUGAGGACCUGUUGUCAAAGUCCUGUCCAGACACUGGUGCUCUAUUCCGUAAUCCUACUAGUCUGCAGACCAGUCCACUUCGGGGGAGGCGUAAACCUCGUCCGGAGCCUCUGUUUAUUCCUCCUCAUGUUAAUACUUUCGGAUUCGCAAGUCGCUUACGAUCGCCCCGACUGUGGGAUGGUGACAUGAGGAAUAUGUCAGCACGCGGGAUGACGCCACCACCGUACACACCUCCACCCAUGCUUAGUCCGGUCAGGAAGGGAGCUGGGUUAUUCUGGAGCAUUCAGCCGAUACCCUAUCGACCAGUGACACCCAAGUCUGCACCACUCACACCCAAGCUCAGCAUAAGUAGGAGAAGUAGUACAAAUAGUCUUGUAUCUGAAGUUCUACCGGAGGAACCAGAUGAGGAACCGCCACCAGAAACCGAUGUCAAACCGCAUGUAAACAUUGGUACUCAAUAUCAAGCAGAGAUUCCUCAUUUUAAUGCUAACAAGCGUGAGAGUUUGAAGACCGUUUCUGAGGAAGACCUGGUGUGGGCCCCCAGCAGCUGCGCUGACAACACAGAGGAAGAACUUCAGUGCUAUUUGGACUUUGCGUGCUGUGCUGCGAUACCUGGCAAUGGUAACAACAAAGAAUAUGCGGUCCAUUUGCUUCAUCUUGUUGAGGGCGAUAUACAUAAAGCUUUAAGGAUGCUGAUGCAGGGUGAGGCCAGAUACCCCAAAGGACAUUCAUUGGCAUCAUAUCGUUAUCAAGAGUCCGACAGUUGGUCGACUGAAGAAAUCGAGACGUAUCAUCAAGCACUACUCAAGUGUGAUAAGGACUUCUUUAGUAUCGCAGUCGAGAUCAAGAAAACGACAAAGCAGUGCAUUGAGUUCUACUACCUGUGGAAGAAGGUUUGUCCCGAUGAGUACAAACGCCUCCGCAUCCUCCGCCGUAAGAGGGAACAAGAUGAAAUGUACAAUCUGCGCUCCCAAGCCAAGGCCAACGCGGAGGCGCAGCAGCAACAACUACAACAACAACUCCCAAACCAGGACGAUGAUGAGGAUGACGAUGUGGAUGACAAGAAUAACAACAAUAGUUGUAACAACAACAACAACAAGUCGUCUGAGGUACGACCAUCGCGCACCAAUCGUAAUAACAAUUAUCGUACUGCGACCGAGAAUGAUGCGUCCUUCAACUGUGAUUAUCCUAAUUGCUCAGCUAGCUUCAAUUCCAAACAAGCUGUCUCGGCUCAUCAAAGAGUCCACACUAAUAAGGACAAUCUUGAUGUAAACCACAUGGGCGGCAGUCGUGGCAAGAGUCCGAGCAACAAUCGUAAGCCCAGCACCGUGGGUCCGCCAUCCAAUAAAUCAGCAGCGUCUGAUGAAUUGGAAGAAUUUCCAUGCCGCAUCUGUGGAAAGGUGUUCAACAAGAUUAAGAGUCGUAGUGCUCACAUGAAGAGUCAUCGGCCAGUUGACGACAAGCCCAAAGCAAAAGGUAACGGCUGAGAACCGACCGACGGGCAGUGGUCUUAAUCUUGCAUCCGGCAUUGAUUGAUUGAUUGACGUGCAGGAGGUGCGACGCAGAAUCAUGACACUUGAGGAGGUGUGGUUAAAAAUCCCGUAGCAAUCGGACGUAGAGACUAUUUCAAGUCGAUCACGGACUGUAGAUUUAGAAUGAAAGGAGAAGCUCCAUCUGUAUGCAAUGUAAUGCUAGAUAAUCUAGGUUUUGGUGUAGGAUCCAAUGAUAUCUUGUGUGGAUUUUUUGAGUAAAAUUAGGUGACCAAUUGGUUAUCAGUAGGUUGAUUUUGAAUUUGAAAGGACGCAAAGAAUUUUCUGUGUAGUUCGAAGGCAGAAUGAUUGUCCCGUGCUAUUUUCAUUGAAAAGAAUGAUUGGUUGACACUUUCAAACCAGGACAAGUAUAUACUGCUCCAUUUUAAACUUUUAUAUUGAAUCUGCAAAUUUUAUACUGAAUUUAUUUAUUGGUAGCAGAUGAUACUAUCAAAGUUAAUUUAGUUUAGAUAAGUCGGAGCGUAGUUUGAACUAUUCAUAUAUAUUAUACAUAUACCCCAAUUAGGUCCGUUUGAGAUGGACCUUCGUGUAUAUAUUUCUUGUACAUAAGAUUAAACACUGCCAUUUUUAUUAUUGUGUGGUAUGUCCUGUGAUAGCUGUUUCAUGGAAAGGCUUUUUAGUUCUACCAGUAGUAGGAUCACACCUGUAUAUUUUGUACAUAGACUAUCUGUAUACAUACUGUGUAAAUGUACUGUAGAUGUGUUGAGUGUACAUAGCCAUUGUAGAGUAGUAGUACAUAGUAUUCCAGAUCGGUUCACAGCCUAGGUACAUACACAUAAGGGAAUUGGGCUUGAAGUGACGCAAGGAUUUCAUCAGCGAUCAUGUUCUGUGAUUUAAAAUAGGGUUAUAUCAUAACAUAUUUUCACAAAAUAUCUCAGUAAAUGGCACAUUCGAUGUUUUUUACUUAGUCAGUUGAUUAGCGGGGGCAGGGAAAACAGAAGGUUUGUUAGUAAGCCAUUAUUUUUAUCUGGCUGUUCACAGACUGCAAAAAUCAUGGAUUAUUUUUUCGUACUUCAUCACCAUCUUAUCAUACUUGUAGCUCAAAACGUUUAUUAAUAUCUCAUGAUUAAACAUUGAUUGUAAAUGGAUUGGCUUGAACUUAUUUAUCGGAACAUAACCUGUGGCUGGAACGAAAUGUAGUUCUUUAAAGCUUCGACUGUGAACUUCCAACUCGGUUUCAAAAAACCUAUUUUGCUAUCUUCAGGAUCAUUUAUGUGAUCAUCUAACCCUUCAAUUGUAUAAAGAUGUAAAGAUCAUUUCCGUGAAUGAUAUGGACUAUCAUAGAGAAAUAAGAAGGUGUGCAGAAGACUUUUUCCUAUGAAAACUAUAAAGUUAUUGCAUUUGAUGUACAUUUAUCAGACGUCUGUUUCAUAAAAAUAUGUCGCAUAGAUUAUCUGAACCAAUCAUUUAAUAAUACAUUGUAAGCUAACCAAUAUUUCCAAUGAUAAUAUAAAAUGUAGCCAGUUGUACUGACUAGAUAUCGAUCUGUAAAGUGAGGGCAUUGGUGAAGGUAUUUGAUUAAUUUACUUCUUCCUACAUAAUUGAAUACAUAUACAGUGGAACCCCGGUUGGCGACCACCUCAGUAACGCGACCACCCCGCCAACGCGACCACGAUUGUCCGGUCCCGAAUGGUUUCCUCUCUAAUUACCAUUAAGAGACCCCCGCUAAGACGACCACACCGGUACCCCGACCGCGACCACUGGCUUGGCCGGUCCCAAACUGAAAAUCAACCCCGCUAACCCGACCACUAGGCCUAAUUGCCGUAAUCGGUCGCGACCGCGGCAUAGUAAUUAGCACCUCGCUGCCAAGCUUUGUUGAGACGGGGACAAUGGGCAUGGGAAUACAGAUGAAAACAAAAAAUACAAUGUGAUUUUGCAGGUAUGAUCAAUUGUAUAAGUGUAA
This is a messenger RNA of Lineus longissimus, 6990 nucleotides long. RefSeq lists its product as uncharacterized. Gene Ontology annotation, molecular function: transcription corepressor activity. The transcript has 17 exons. Gene Ontology annotation, cellular component: histone deacetylase complex; transcription regulator complex. The coding region runs from base 141 to 5024 and encodes 1627 amino acids. The record is from RefSeq and is a predicted model, not a curated record. Gene Ontology annotation, biological process: regulation of transcription by RNA polymerase II; negative regulation of DNA-templated transcription. Lineage: Eukaryota; Metazoa; Nemertea; Pilidiophora; Heteronemertea; Lineidae.